UCAGCGGUCGCCUGAGACUCCGGAAGUUGACUCCGCGGGGGAUUGUUGUCGACUCUGACCCCUGGCUUGCGAUGGGUUGCGACGGGGGUACCAUCCCCAAGAGGCACGAGCUGGUGAAGGGGCCCAAGAAGGUUGAGAAGGUUGACAAAGAUGCUGAGUUGGUGGCCCAGUGGAACUAUUGUGCUCUAAGUCAAGAAAUAUUAAGGCGACCAAUAGUUGCCUGUGAACUUGGCAGACUUUAUAACAAAGAUGCUGUCAUUGAGUUUCUCCUGGACAAAUCUUCCGAAAAGGCUCUUGGGAAGGCAGCAUCUCACAUCAAAAGCAUUAAGAAUGUGACCGAACUGAGGCUUUCCGACAACCCCGCCUGGGAAGGGGACAAAGGGAACACAAAAGGGGACAAGCACGAUGACCUGCAGCGAGCGCGUUUCAUCUGCCCCGUCGUGGGCUUGGAGAUGAAUGGCCGGCACAGGUUUUGCUUCCUGCGGUGCUGUGGAUGCGUGUUUUCUGAGCGAGCCCUGAGAGAGAUCAAAGCUGAAGUCUGUCACACAUGCGGGGCUGCCUUCCAGGAGGACGACGUCAUCGUGCUCAAUGGCACCAAGGAGGACGUGGAGACGCUGAAGGGCAGGAUGGAGGAGAGAAGGCUGAGAGCACGGCUGGGGAAGAAAACCAAGAAGCCCAAGGCGGCGGAGUCUGUCUCCAAGCUGGACGUCGGGGAAGAGCCCGCAGGGCCGUCCAGAGCCCAGGAGAAGCCGGAAGAGCCCAGCCCCGACCCCGACGCCGGGGAGAAGAAAACCCACCCGGCCCCCAGAGGUGCAGCGAACGGGAGCUCGGCUGGGAAGGUCGGGAAGCCUCCCUGUGGAGCCACGAAGCGGCCCAUUGCCGCCAGCGAGGAGUCCGAAGCCUACAAGUCCCUUUUCACGUCCCACAGCUCUGCCAAGCGCUCCAAGGAGGAGUCGGCCCACUGGGUCACCCACACGUCCUACUGCUUCUGAGCCCAGGCGGCGCCCACACGGCGGCUCACGACCCGGGCAGGUGGUGUGGGCGCCGGCC
Messenger RNA from Molossus molossus (Pallas's mastiff bat), 1050 nucleotides. RefSeq names its product replication termination factor 2 (gene RTF2). The record is from RefSeq and is a predicted model, not a curated record. NCBI's taxonomy places the organism in Eukaryota, Metazoa, Chordata, Mammalia, Chiroptera, Molossidae. Gene Ontology annotation, cellular component: nucleus. Gene Ontology annotation, biological process: site-specific DNA replication termination at RTS1 barrier; mitotic DNA replication termination. The coding region runs from base 72 to 992 and encodes 306 amino acids. The transcript has 9 exons.